This is a messenger RNA of Mauremys reevesii (Reeves's turtle), 8635 nucleotides long. It is a transcript of the gene GRK4, whose product is annotated as G protein-coupled receptor kinase 4. Gene Ontology annotation, cellular component: cytoplasm. Gene Ontology annotation, biological process: signal transduction; protein phosphorylation; regulation of signal transduction. Gene Ontology annotation, molecular function: G protein-coupled receptor kinase activity; ATP binding. Lineage: Eukaryota; Metazoa; Chordata; Testudines; Geoemydidae. The coding region runs from base 252 to 1979 and encodes 575 amino acids. The transcript is spliced from 16 exons. The record is from RefSeq and is a predicted model, not a curated record.
GUGCGGCAUAGUCCGGCCCAGUGUGGGCAGGCCCCGCCCCGCCCGUCCCCGUUCUCCGCCCCCCUGGGCACAGGCGGGAGGGGGCGGUGAGUGAGUGAGUGAGGAGCGGGUGAUGGGGGAGAGGAGAGCCCAGCACUAGCCCUCGGGGCGGAUGAGUGGAGCCCGGGUGUCCCGGCGGUGGCGGGGCAGGAGGAGGGGGCGAAGGAGGUGGUGGUUCUGAGGGGACAGGGGACUUGGUUGGAGCCCUGAUCAUGGAGAUCGAGAACAUCGUGGCCAACACGGUGCUGCUGAAAGCCAGGGAAGGAGGGUGUGGCAAACGGAAUGGACGCAGUAAGAAAUGGAAGGAGAUGCUAAGGUUACCACAUCUCAGUUAUUGUGAAGACCUUAGACAUUCAAUCGAAAAAAACUAUAACCAGCUCUGUGACAAGCAGCCAAUAGGGAGACUUCUCUUCAGACAGUUCUGUGACACUAGGCCAGAUUUGAAGACAUGCAUUGAAUUCCUGGAUGCAGUGGCCAAGUAUGAAGUGUCUUCAGAUGAAAAGCGUAAAGAUUGUGGUCUGAAAGUUUUAGACACAUACUUCGCUAACGGGUCUGCAGCCCACUUACCGGAAAUACCUCAAGAUACAGUGAAUGAAUGUAAAACAAGACUGGAACAGAACCCUUGCAAAGAUCUUUUUAAUGACUGCACUAGGGUUGUCCAGGAUUAUUUAAGUGGAGCACCUUUUGAGACUUAUCAAAAAAGCAUCUAUUUCUCUCGUUUUUUACAGUGGAAAUGGUUGGAAAGGCAACCAGUAACCAAGAACACAUUUAGACAUUACCGAGUACUAGGCAAAGGAGGAUUUGGGGAGGUAUGCGCUUGCCAAGUGCGGGCAACAGGAAAAAUGUAUGCUUGUAAAAAGCUAGAAAAAAAGAGAAUAAAGAAGAGAAAAGGAGAAUCGAUGGCAUUAAAUGAAAAAAGAAUUUUAGAAAAAGUGAACAGUAGAUUUGUAGUUAGUUUAUCCUACACCUAUGAGACUAAAGAUGCCCUAUGUUUAGUAUUAACCAUUAUGAAUGGAGGCGAUUUGAAGUUUCACAUUUACAACAUGGGAAAUCCUGGCUUUGAUGAAGAAAGGGCUGUUUUCUAUGCUGCAGAGCUCUGCUGCGGCUUAGAGGACUUACACAGAGAGAGAAUUGUUUACAGAGACUUGAAGCCUGAAAAUAUUCUCCUUGAUGACUGUGGACACAUCAGGAUUUCAGAUCUUGGAUUAGCUGUGCAGAUCCCAGAAGGAGAAACAGUCCGAGGGCGGGUUGGAACAGUUGGAUAUAUGGCUCCAGAAAUCCUCAACAAUGAAAGCUAUACAUUCAGCCCUGACUGGUGGGGUCUUGGCUGCCUAAUUUAUGAAAUGAUUCAGGGACAAUCACCAUUCAGGAAGCGUAAGGAAAAGGUCAAACUGAAUGAGAUAGACCGAAGAGUGAAGGAAGACCAGGAAGUGUACUCGGACAAAUUCUCAGAAGAGGCAAAAUCCAUUUGCAGGAUGUUACUUGCCAAAGAUCCAAAGGAAAGAUUGGGGUGCACUGGAGAUGGGGCUGCUGCUGUAAAGCAGCAUCCCAUUUUCAAGAAUAUUAACUUCAAGAGACUGGAAGCAAACAUGUUAGAACCUCCAUUUUUACCAGAUCCACGUGCGGUGUAUUGUAAGGAUGUCUUGGAUAUAGAGCAAUUCUCCACAGUAAAAGGAGUGAACCUGGAUACUACAGAUGAUGACUUCUAUUCCAAAUUUGUUACAGGUUGCGUCUCAAUCCCUUGGCAAAAUGAGAUGAUUGAAACAGAAUGCUUUCAAGAGCUCAAUAUGUAUGAAACUGAUGUCACUUUGUCACCAGACCUAGAUAUGAGUAAAGAUACUCCUAGACCAAAGAGAGGCUUCUUUCACAGACUCCUCAUGAGAGGGGUCUGUUUUAAAUCUGGUUAUAUUGAUGAUGAAGAGGAGUUCUCUAGACUCUAAAUCAGAGAAUUGUAGCCAAAAAAUAAAAGGAUGAGUGAACUCUGAAUGUUUUUAUCUAUGUAAAGUGUAUUAUAAAUGUAAAAAAUUAUGUAUGGGCUUACAGAUAUUGUAUAUUUGUACUUAGUUUUAAGUGUUAAGAUGUAUAUUUUCACUAAAUCUUUAUUGUACAAAAGCCAUGAGUGCCACUUAAGUGUAAGCAUGUAUGUGUGAUAUAUUAUGUAUUUUAGUAUGAAGCUGGAAAUACUUAAGGGUUUUAAAGUACAGAAACUUACGCUAUCUGUGAUAUGGAUGUUACUUGGCUUUGGGGGUGGUUGUUGUUGUUCCUGGCAACUCCACUGAAAGGCACUAUGUUUCUUAUUCCUCAGAAUAUUAUUUAGGUUUGUUCUCAACAGUAGACUAACUGUUAUACUGAUUAGUAUUAAUAUUUCUGGUGUUAAUAGCACUUCAUUUCUGUUUGCUGUCAGAUUGCACUCUAAUGUAGUUCCCAAGUCAUUUAAAAUGAAACUGCUAGGAAAAGAAGGAAUGAGUUCAGUGCACUGUGACCAGUUUCUGUAAAAUACUUUUUACAAGUUUGGAUUUAAAGACUAGUUGUUCUUGGUUUGUAUAUUGUGUGUAAUAUGUAAUGCCUUAUUUUUGAAACAAACUUAAUUUCUCCAAAUGUUGAUAUCAGGAGACAGUAAUAGAUUUCUGACUAAGUAUAUAUAUUCUCCCCCAUUUAUCAGAAAGAUAAAUGGUUUCUCUGUAUGUUUUUAGAAUAAUUGCCUUUCUAUUCAUAUCUUUGUCAGGAGUGAACACAACAGGAAUUCCAGAUUUUUUAGAAGUAGUAAUUUAUGCUUUUAGUCCAUAGCUUUCCGCUUCCCCACUCUAGCUAUAGCUUAUUUGAGUAAGGCCUUUGUCUACACUGGAAUCAGAACCUUGCCAGCUAUACAACUUGACUAUGUUUUGAAUGUUUCAUGGUUAUUGCUAACAGGAUUUCCUUAGGCACUGUGGACAGAACUUUUUCCCCUGAGAUUGUUAGCCAACUCCAUGCUAUAUAGGCUUUCAUUUAUAGCAAGGAUUGGUAAGUUGGAAUCUUGAAAAAUGGUAUGAUCUGAUCUACCACACAAUAACUCCUUGCUUACUGCUAUUGUAGAUUCUUACAUUUUGGUUACAGUAUUGACUGUGAUCAUGACUACUGAGUAAAAAUAAAACUAAUAAUUAAGAAUCUUUCUGUAGGAACUCUUAAACACAUCAAAAAAAGAAUAAUUCCCUAAACCCCAAGCCUCACUGAUAUUCUUUCUUAAAGGUGGAACUGGUACUGCUGCCUGUAGAAAUGAUUGCUCAAGACUUCCCAUUAUAAGACCCAGUUUUUUAUUCCUUAUAACUUUGCCAAAUUUUAACCUUCUUGGCUGAAGCUAUCCAUCCAGAUGUCUGCCUGACUCUUUCUACCUACCUACUAAAAUUGUUUCUAAGAUUAUAUUAAAGUCCAAACAACACAUUUUGCCAAUGUUAAUAAUAUUCUUACAACUAUUUAAUUAAGAGGCUGUAGUGCUUCCACACGUUGGAUCAGGAACUUGAAAUUUGGGCAGGGGAGUUUACCCCAGAGUCAGGGGUGUGCCUUUGCCAUCCCCAGAAAAACCUCUCCAAAUUUGACCAAGUGAUAAGCCUUUGAAGUUUGUGCAUGCGCAGAGACUUGCUUGACAGCUAAAUUUUUCUGAAGAUUCCACUGUAUUGAGCAUGCUCCAUUCCCCUCACAGCUCCUGUGUGACAAUUGCACUGCAUUUAUGCCAUUUGCACAGAGCAACUGAGCAUGCUUCAACCCAAGGCUCAGAACAGGACUUUUCCUGCAAAUGCUGCUCCUGGCUGUGGGAGGUAGUUGUAACCCAUGGGCAUGUGAACUGAGAUCGGGGAGACUCUCCUGUGCUCUCAAUAUUCCAAUUGCUGGCACCCAGGUAGUAUGGAGAAGGAGGAAAUGGCUGCAUUGGAAUGCACAGAAGUGGGAAAUGGGGGCAAGAAAGAAUGCUAGGGGGUUGCAGGAACCAGAGGCUUGGCAAAGCAGAGGAGGAGGGGGGACAGGAGCCAGGGGAUGGGAGGUUGGAUAGAAAAAGCAGAGGGAGACAGAGAGGCUAGAGGUAUAGGAGUAAGGGCAUAACCACUGGAGAAUUUGGGACAUUUACCAGAUAGAGAACAGUGAUAUUGCUUCUCUAAUUUGAUUAAUAUAAAUUUUAUGUUACAACAUCUGGUGUUUAGUAUAGUGAUACAAAGGUAACAGUAACAACAGUGGACAUAUGGAGUGACAUAUGGACUUAAUAGCAGCUUAGAGCAAUUUGGGCAAGAAUACCAUGGCCCCAGCCUGAGUGGUUUUAAAUGAUGAGACCACAGGUAUCAGCUUUAAACAGAUUAAAGAAAUUAGUAUAUUUAUAUUUGCCAUGCAUGUCAAGGAUAUUCUCUUUUUUUAUAUAGACAAUACCUUAAUUAGGAAAUCAACUAUUAUAACACCCUUAUUCUAUCUAAUCUAAACAGAAAGUUCUAUUUCCAUAACACAGGACAGCAGCUAAGGAAAUGAGUGCUAAAAAUGUUAGAGAACUGAAAGAUUUGCAGAAAGUACAACAGUGACUUCUUAUAAAUAAUUCACAAUAAAUAGCAAGUGAUAUCAACCCUUCUCAAUAAUCGGAGUUCUUAGUCAUUACUCACCUAAGUAUGGAAAACAAUGCAAGAUGCAUGCAAGGCUUCUAUUGACUUCAGUGGGACCUGUGCUCAUGCACCCUGCAGAAUUUGGACCUUGUGGUGUAACUAAAAAAGUAUCUGUAUGAACAAAGUUACAAAAUUAGGGCAAUUGUAACCUAAACCAUAUUUCUGUUCUCUCAGUUCCACCAAUUAAGAAAAAAAAGAUUGCAGUUCCUUACUCGGACUGACAAUUCAUGACCCCAGUUGGCUGGGAGGAUGCCCUGUCCAGUCUUGGGCCUCCCUCAGAGAGAGGCUAUGUUUACAAGUAACCUUGCAAAAAAAAAUUGACUGUCCUGUCCUGUUCUAGUUUUUAACAUCUCAAUCAGAUAAAAGUUACUGCUACUUCCUACUGCACUCCCACCCAUUGAUGUGCUCAUUCUUAAUUCUUCAUAUGGACCAACACAUACGUACUGUAAAUUUGCUCAAAAAAGGAAAUAUUGUUCAGAUAUGGGCAAACAAGGAAAAUUUAGUUUUUAAUCUCAAUUGUUUAAACCUUUGCCACCUGUCGAAAUUUUAGGCCACUGGUAAAGGGGCAUUCUUUACAAGCAACAGCAUAUUGUUUUUAUAAAUGGGAGUUUUAUCUAAAGUCUAAUGUAUUGACCAAGGGUCUAGCUGUAAAGAUUCCUGGGUUUUAUUCCUAGCUAUGUCAGCAUCUGACCUUUAGCAAAUCACUAAUGUGUAUGAACAUCUCUAAAAUGUGCAUGCUAUCUACUGUAAAGGAAUGUUGAGGUCUAACAUUGUAAUGCUUGUGAGAAUUGUGGAUGGAAGAUGCUAUAUCUCAUUUUAUCUGAAGUGAGAAGUAGCAUCUUUUUUUCCUUACCCCAAAGCCUGCUGUGUCUUGUCAGAGAAAUUGUCAAAUUUUCAUAGCUUUCCAAAUGAACAUCUCUUUCACUUGCCAAAGCAGUAAAUUAAAUUUAUUUGAACAUUCAUUAAAUUUGUUUAACUUGUGCGUUAUUGCACUCUUAUUGUUUGCAAAGUACAUUUUAAAAUAUGUAUUUAUAGGGCCAAAUUCACUAGUGCAUUCUGGCUACUUUAUGCCAUUCAAGCAAUACAAAGCAGCUGAAAAUAUGGUGUAACUGACCACUUAAAUUGGGUUUGCAGCUGCUUUGCAUCACCAGAGUGGCAUACAAUGGCACGAUCGUACUAAUGAAUUUCGCCUAUAGUGAAGGCUGCAUUUUUUGCCAUGAGGGAGUCAUAGAUUUUUAACAUUAUAUCCAUGAUUUCUGAGACUUUGGGUUGUGGAUAGGUGGAUGUAACAACGAACAGUUGAAUCAAUUUUACUAAGAACUUUGAGUCAUCAAAUUUAAAACUUAAUCUGCAAAGGGAGAUAGAGACAGAUGGAAAUCCAGUACUAUAGAGGGAUCUGUACAGUGCUGCUGUCUUUGCUGCCUUUGCGGAGACAAGCAAAUUGUGCCAUAAAGGCAGCAUUUAGAGUCUCUUGCCUGCCCAUCUUCCCAUGCUACUUUCUGUCCACUGAGGGACUGAUCUUGUGCUAUUUAAGUCAGAAGAAGUUUUAUUGAUGACGUCAGUCGGAGCAGGGUUGGGGCUGUAGUGGGCAAGCAAGGGAAAAUGGUUCUAGUUUUCCUUUUAUGUCCUGUUUCUAUAAACACUUAUGCUAAGCUUCAUUACUCCGAGUUUCCCCAUUGGGACUGCUCAAAGUAGUAAAGUUAAACGUAUGCAUAAGUGUUGCCAAGAUUAGGGCCUAAGUCACGUUUCAGUGAGUUUAAAUUGAUAUUUUAUGACAAAAUACGUGAAUUUGUCUUUUUGCCUCUUAUUCAGUGAGCAGUCUGACUUUUGUGUCAUUCACCAUGGCAGAGCACUAGCCUCAGCACUUUAUAUAAGGAAUCAGUAAACUAAACUGUCACCAUUGCAAACAUCUAUGAUAGUAAAAGUAACUAAGACAUAAAACAUGACCAAAUACUAGUGAACAGACAUUGCCUAAUGUGAUUCCAUUCAUGAAUUAGAAAGCCACAAACCAUAAGUAUAAAUGUAACCCAUUUACAUAUGGUACAUUGAUAUUAUCACCUUCCUCUGUUAUCAUGAGGUAGUAAUAUUGAUUAAUGUUCUCAUUGAAUCGCUUGUUUUAACACUUCUUGGAGGUAAAUUUUGAAAAGCACUGAAGGCAGAAUAUUCAUGGUGUGGUAAAUUACAAUUUUUUGCUGUGAACUUUGCCUUGAUUCAUAGCUCAUGCAGUAUGUAGAACUUCGUGACAAAUAAAGGAGGGAAGGACUGAAGAGUUCUGUUUGUGUAUAUGAACAUGUCCCUUUAGCUUUUACCGUGAAGUUGUACAAAAGCCAAAGCAAAUUCCAAUCUUACACUGUUGUAGAUUAGGAGUAAUUCCAUUGUAGUCAAUGAGUGAGUUACUUCCAUGUAAAGCUGGUAUACAUGAGAUCAGAUUCAAAACCCCUGUGUUACUCACAAGGCUAUAAUAAUGGCAAGCUAUGGAUCUAAAAUAUUGGGCCUGAUUGUGCUCUUAUAUUGUGUAAUUGAUUUCAGCAGAGUUACACUAGUGUGAGAACAUAAUCAGUUCCCUUUGUCCAGGGGCGGCUCCAGGCCCCAGCACGCCAAGCACGUGCUUGGGGCAGCAUGCCGCGGGGGGCACUCUGCCGGUCGCUGGGAGGGUGGCAGGCAGGGCUCCGGUGGACUGCGGGAGGUCCACCGGAGCUGCGGGACCAGCGACUGGAAGAGCGCCCCCUGCGGCAUGCCGCCGUGCUUGGGGCGGCGAAAUAUCUAGAGCCGCCCCUGCCUUUGUCUUUGUUUUGUGUUCUCUAGUGUUUGUCCCUGUAUGUCCUUAAUUUCUUAAUGUCCAUACAUAAAUAUACAUAUUUAGCUUGUAUUUUCAAAGCAGUGAAAUAAUAUGCUAGUAACUCAAAAGUUUUCAUUAUCCUAUCCUGUGACCAACAAAAUAGAGUCUUUAUGUCUCAGGCUGUUUUUGUUUCUAUAAAGAGUUCUUCUGCUUCUUUGUUGUUAGUUGAUGAUAUAGCACUAUAUGUCUGUGUUCACAAUACCUAUAUAAAAGUCUCCAUUUAAAAAGUCAGCACUUAAAAUUACUGCACCACAGUAUAUGAAAAAAUUGUGGUAUCUCAGGUAACAUAAUGUAGUAUCUAUUGGUGAAUGCUGCGUAUUUUCCUCAAGUUAGUUAUAAGCUUUAGUUAUGCAGCCCUAUUCCCAUAUAUGAAAGAGAAUUGCUUUAGUUCAGUGGAAAAUUUGACUACUUUGAGAAACCAGGCAUAGACUUUCCAGAAAAUAAUACAUACUGAUGGUGAUUCUUAAAGGAUGAAACUAAUUAAACUUUGCCAAUUGGUUCCAAUGUGGUAUUUGUUGUGACUGUAUUAUAAAUGCUGAAUCCAACUUUGCACAGUGUAGAGAAAUUUCUCAUUGUGUCAAUAAUGAAAUCAAAAAGUACUGUUCACACGAUUCUAGAAACAUGUCAACAGAGACAUUAGAUCUUUGUUUUAGUUCUGUAACAUGAACUUAAUAUUAAGUGAGCAACUGUUUGAAGAGCUGUAUUCAUUUGUUUCCAGAAAAACUCGAGUAACUUUCUUUCGUUACACAGUUGACCUAUCAGCACAACAGCUUCUUCUAAUACAUUAAUAGAAGCAGCAUUAAACUGAAUUCUAGUUCUAUCUGACUUGAAUGAUCUGGAUGCUUUCUGAUGGUAAUGUUAUCUCUUAUGAAUGUCUGCACAAUGUCCAUAUUUAUUGUAUUGUCCACAUGGAGAAAUUUACUAAUUUUUGAGCACGUGUAGGUAGCUCGCCUUUCUUCUUUGUAUAAUGAUGUCAAUAUAUCAGAAUUAUUGUUCAAAGUAUAACCAUUUUCAUUGCUAAAUGUGAGCAACAUAAGUUAUAAAAGUGUCUUCCAACCACUAAAGUGUUCUUGUAUCAGCAGCUUUAUGUUCUAUCAAGCAUUUUUUAUUACUGAAAUAAAAGCAAAACACUGCCACAAAUAGA